AUGUCUGGCCUUCUUGGAGCAGCCUAUGACUCGAGCGAAGAUGAGAAAGCUCCGUCGCAACCUACACCGGCGCUGCCAAAGCCCGUAAAUGCGGCGCCAGAUGUAUCAACAGAGGUUUGGUCUUCAUACUCCAGACGGUGCGCGGGUCAGCCUAACAAUGCACAGAAUACCUCUCAAGUGCAGAUAAUCCUCUCAAACCCGUCCAGCACCGCCCUCACUUAUAAUGUCACCUACGAUAAUCUUACCCGCCCCUCUCAAGGCCCGACAAAUCCAUUCAAAAGUACCACUGGAAAUGCGUUGAAGCGCAAGAACGUUCUUACCGGAAACGCAGAGGAGACGACCAUGUCUGAGGCUACAUUCAAAACUCAACAUCGUACCUUUCAAAGUCUCGGUUAUACGAAGGAUCCUAGUGUCGAGGGGGCAUAUGUAGGGAACCAAUCCUCCGUCGCAAAGUACGGUGGGAAAGAUGUUGUUCAGCUACGCCAUUCCAAGGAAGACAGCGCCGCCAUUCGGGCCAAGAGACAAAAGAAGGGAAAUAGUAGUAUUGUCGAUGGCGAAGGAGCAUACUUAGGUCCAUGGGCAAAAUAUCAAAGCGACGACUACGCCUAUGAACAAGCCGAAGCCGCUGUCGACCAAGAACUUGCCUCUGACGAAGAAUGGGUAGAAGAGGGUAUUGUUCCGACACCGCUGCCUGCGCCUCCGAAAGAAGCUACAGGGUAUGCAGACGACUCGAGUGCUACCGAAAGUACCGAGUUCCAUGGCGCGGCAGAAUUCGACUAUCAAGGUCGAACUUAUAUGCACGUUCCUCAGGACUUGGAUAUCGACCUCCGGAAAGAACCGGGAUCGAUACAGAAUUACGUGCCUAAAAAACUUAUCCACGUUUACAAGCUCCAUACCAAACCCAUCACAUCUCUACGCUUCAUUCCCGGAUCCUCACAUCUACUCUUGUCCUCUUCUGCCGACUCCAAGCUUGCCCUAUGGGAUGCACACCACGAUCGCACUCUUCUCCGCACAUUCUCAGGUCACAACAAAGCCAUCACGGAUACGGAUUUCCACCCAACCGGCAAGUCAUUCCUAUCGGCUUCUUACGAUCGCCAGAUGAAGCUUUGGGAUACGGAGACUGGAAAAUGCAUAUCUCGUUUCACCACUGGCAAGACACCGCAUACCCUGAGAUUCCACCCAGAAGGCAACGAGUUCAUUGCUGGAAUGAACGAUAAGAAGAUUGUGCAAUUCGACACGCGCUCCGGCGAGUUGACGCAAGAAUACGAUCAUCAUCUAGGACCCAUCAAUACACUUACCUUUGUAGACGAAGGACGAAGAUUCAUCUCGACCUCGGACGACAAAAGUCUUCGCGCCUGGGAAUACGGAAUUCCCGUCCCCAUCAAAUUUAUCGCCGAUCCCUCGAUGUACGCACUCGUCCGUUCCGCUCCGCAUCCGUCGGGCAAGUACGUCGCAUUCCAAAGUGCUGAUAACCAAAUCGUCGUGUAUGCCUCGGGCGAUAAAUUCCGACAGAACCGCAAGAAGGGAUUCCGCGGCAUGAACACCAGUGGUUACGCGAUCGAUGUGGCUAUUAGUCCGGACGGCGGAAUCAUCGCGAGCGGUGACACGGGAGGGUACGUGUGUUUCUGGGACUGGAAGACAGGCAAAAUGUGGCAUAAGAUUCAAGCUGGUGGAGAGGGGACUGGGGCCGUCACAUGCGUCGCAUGGCAUCAGCAGGAAAGCAGCAAAGUCGCGACAGGCGGGUUGGACGGGACUAUUCGGUAUUGGGAUUGA
Molecule: messenger RNA, 1773 nt
Organism: Rhinocladiella mackenziei CBS 650.93
Lineage: Eukaryota; Fungi; Ascomycota; Eurotiomycetes; Chaetothyriales; Herpotrichiellaceae
Exons: 1
Coding region: 1-1773 (590 amino acids)
Biological process (GO): mRNA splicing, via spliceosome
Cellular component (GO): catalytic step 2 spliceosome
Molecular function (GO): mRNA binding; protein binding
Source: RefSeq, a predicted model, not a curated record